Gongylonema pulchrum is the source of this 330-nucleotide messenger RNA. Lineage: Eukaryota; Metazoa; Nematoda; Chromadorea; Rhabditida; Gongylonematidae. The record is from the annotation of a GenBank genome assembly.
AUGGGUGUUCGGCAGAAGCUUCUAGCACUGAUUCGUGAGGUUUUUCCGGAGGCAGAUUUAGUAGCUGUUGGCUCAACUGUCAAUGGAUGUGGUUCGUACAACUCAGACAUGGAUUUAUGCCUUUGUCUACCCAUCACUGCUAAUGGUUUUGCAAGCGAAAGAACGAUCGAUGAUCGUUUCCCAGCACUAUGCCUUUUGGUGAAGCACUGGGCGAUCACUGCCAAUAUCAAUAAUGCAUUGCUUGGGACGCUAAAUAGGUUUGUUACAAUUUGUAUUCUUUUUAUGCAAAAAAAAAAACUGCAUUAUUCAACGGGCAGUGCUAAAGAGUGA